This is a messenger RNA of Paramecium pentaurelia, 564 nucleotides long. NCBI's taxonomy places the organism in Eukaryota, Ciliophora, Oligohymenophorea, Peniculida, Parameciidae. The record is from the annotation of a GenBank genome assembly.
AUGGAUGAUUAGAUUUAAACAAUUAGAUAAUUAUAAUUAACUAUUUAAUUGGCUUCCAAUGAAAAUAAAGAACUAAGAGAAAAAUGGUUAUUGUUGAGAUCAUAAUAUGAUCCUGAAUUAGAUACUAAAAUAAAUAAUCUUGAAAAGACUAUCUUAUUUCAAUAAUAAUAAAUUGCUUAAUUAUAACAAUAGAAACUAAAUAGUAGCAACAUAAAAGACUUAAAUGAUGAAGAUGAAUAAUAUUAAAUUCAAUAAUUGAAUUUGAAAAUAAAUGAAUUAAAUUAGUAAUUAAUCAAAUAUUAAGAAAAUGUCUUUCAAAUUUAAUCAUAAAUAAGAAAUUGUUAGGAAGAAUUGUCUGAUUUACAACAAACUUUAAAUUAACAUUAAGUAGAUAAUACAAUAUUUAAAAAGAAAGCUUAAUAGAUGGAAUAAUUAUUAUCAAAAGUUAGAGGAUAGGAACCAUAAUCCUUAUGUUAUAUAAAUGAAAUUGAUAGAUUAACAAUAAAAUUAUAAUAAUUAUAGAAAAAUAGCUAAAUAAAAUCAAGAUUAACAUAUUAAAGUUGA